Molecule: messenger RNA, 540 nt
Organism: Gavia stellata (red-throated loon)
Lineage: Eukaryota; Metazoa; Chordata; Aves; Gaviiformes; Gaviidae
Product: 5'-deoxynucleotidase HDDC2-like
Exons: 1
Coding region: 1-540 (179 amino acids)
Cellular component (GO): cytoplasm
Molecular function (GO): 5'-deoxynucleotidase activity
Source: RefSeq, a predicted model, not a curated record
AUGGCGGCGGGGGCGAGCGGCGGCGGCCUGCUGCCCUUCCUGCGGCUGCUGGGGCAGCUCAAGAGAGUACCACGGACAGGAUGGGUGUACAGGAACGUGGCGAAGCCAGAGAGCGUAUCUGAUCAUAUGUACAGGAUGGCGAUGAUGGCUUUGGUGACCGAAGACAAAAGCCUUAACAAGGACAGAUGCAUACGAUUAGCUUUGGUUCAUGAUAUGGCUGAAUGCAUUGUUGGAGAUAUUGCUCCUGCAGAUAAUAUCUCAAAAGAGGAGAAACACAGGAGAGAAGAGGCAGCUAUGCAACAACUGACCCAGCUUCUAUCAGAGGACCUCAGAAAAGAAAUCUAUGAACUCUGGGAAGAAUAUGAAAACCAGUGUACUGCAGAAGCCAAGUUUGUAAGAUUGUCAUCCUCUGUACAGACAACUAUUAAGAGACCCCUAAGGUCCCUGGGCAGCAGAUCAACCCAUGAACCUGCCCUGAAAAGUCCUAGUCCCCCAGUCCAACCUUCCCCAACCCAACUGAUGAUGAGCAAAUCACAUUGA